Messenger RNA from Pseudogymnoascus verrucosus, 2250 nucleotides. RefSeq names its product nuclear protein localization protein 4 (gene NPL4). Gene Ontology annotation, biological process: ubiquitin-dependent protein catabolic process. Gene Ontology annotation, molecular function: ubiquitin protein ligase binding; ubiquitin binding. Gene Ontology annotation, cellular component: nucleus. NCBI's taxonomy places the organism in Eukaryota, Fungi, Ascomycota, Leotiomycetes, Thelebolales, Thelebolaceae. Bases 162 to 2000 code for a protein of 612 amino acids. The transcript is spliced from 5 exons. The record is from RefSeq and is a predicted model, not a curated record.
CCUGAUUCAAAGGCCAAUUAUUCAUGCUAUCAGACAACCCAGUUUUUCAUAGCAUUUGAAUUUGUCCAGUUUUAUUCUACAGCCUUUGGUCAUUCUUUACUUCAGCUUUACUCUUUGAAGACACACCAGGACGAGACUGAAAGCUGUAGUCGUCCAACAACAUGCUGCUCCGAUUUCGUGGCCCGGAUGGCACAGUACGACUGGAAGUUGAGCCAAGUACAACAUUUGGCCAGCUAGGUUCAAAGCUAUCUGAAGUCUUGCCACCAAAUACCGACAUCUCCACGUUGACACUCUCGAACCAACCCGCGGGGGGCGACAAGAAGUCCAUCAAGGACAUAGGGAAAUUCAAAGUAUCACAGAUAGGCUUAAAGCAUGGCGACCUUAUUUUCAUAUCAUACAAGUCGAAAGAUGAUGCCACGAAUGGCGCUGCAAACGGGAGUGCUACGAUUUCCAUACCUUCACAUCCCAUGUCAUCUACAAAUCGACUAAAUGGCAACCCAAUUCUACCAACAGAAGAUAUACCAAUAUCUCCACUUCCAGUCACAUCGCCAUCACAGAAGAUCAAGAACCCAUGGGAGGUAGUUAAGCAAUCUGCACUUGACGACAGACUCGACAAGCAAGAUGGAAAGAUUGAGCGGAAAAGAGACCAGAAAAUGUGCAGGCAUGGCCCGAAAGGAAUGUGCGACUAUUGCAUGCCUUUGGACCCAUUCAACGCCGAUUACCUGGCGGAAAAGAAGAUCAAAAACCUUUCCUUCCAUUCAUAUCUCCGAAAAAUCAACUCUGCGACGAAUAAACCAGAGCUGGGCGCCUCAUUUAUGCCACCUCUUACCGAGCCGUACUAUCGAGUCAAGCCAAACUGUCCGUCGGGACACCCCCAAUGGCCAGAAGGUAUCUGCACCAAAUGUCAACCGAGCGCCAUUACCUUACAACCCCAGUCGUUUCGCAUGGUAGACCACGUCGAGUUUGCAUCGGCAACGCUGAUUGAAAAGCUAUUAGACUAUUGGCGCAAGUCCGGUGGUCAGCGGUUAGGGUAUAUGUACGGCCGAUACGAGGAGUACACAAAGGUGCCGUUGGGAAUCAAAGCAGUCGUAGAGGCGAUCUACGAACCACCGCAGCAUGACGAGAUUGACGGUAUUACGCUGAAUGAGUGGACCAAUGAGAAGGACGUAGACGAUGUUGCACGUCUCUGUGGCUUACAGAGGGUUGGUGUCAUUUGGACUGACUUGCUGGAUGCCGGAGGAGGCGAUGGUUCUGUCGUAUGCAAGAGGCAUAUCGACUCUUAUUUCCUCUCUUCCCUCGAAAUUGCAUUCAUAUCACGGUUACAAGCGCAGCACCCCAAACCGACGAAAUGGAGCGACACUGGGCGAUUUGGAUCGAACUUCGUUACAUGUGUUGUGACUGGUGACGAGCAGGGCCAAAUCUCAAUUUCAGCAUAUCAAGCAUCGAACUCGGCAGUCGAGAUGAUACGAGCUGAUAUUGUUGAGCCUUCAGCCGAUCCCGGGGUUAUGAUCGUCCGGGCCGAGGAGGAAGACGAUUCCUCCGUCAGCCGUACACGCUACAUCCCUGAAGUCUUCUUCCGCAAAAUUAAUGAGUACGGAGCCGCAGUCCAAGAGAAUGCCAAGCCGUCUUUCCCGGUGGAAUAUCUCCUUGUUACGUUGACCCAUGGCUUCCCGCAAGAACCCAAGCCGGCAUUCACCGCACCACCCUCUGCCUUCCCUGUUGAAAACCGAGAGGCGAUUGGGCAGUCACAGGAAUACAAGUCGGUUAGCCAAGCUAUUGGCCUCCGACCAGACGGACAGCUUAAGAGAUCCGACACGGGCAUCGAGGCCGUCUCGGACUUCCACCUCCUAUGUUUCUUGCGUAAUAUGGCCAUUUUAAACAAAGACGAGGAGGCGCUGUUAUGCCGUGUUGCAACCCAACACGACCUUGCUGAUGGGUAUCAGCUGCUUAGUACGGAUGGAUGGGCUACACUGCUGGCUAUUCUUCAAUCUACUGCUUGAUACCCCUUACUUCUCAUGGAGUUUUAUGGACAAUUAUGAAUGCAGAUGCAGGGCGGUUGUGUUGGGAGACACCGGUUUUGGGUUGAAGACGGGUGCAAUUCGGGGCUUUGAGCGGAGCGUAAAUGAAUACGAUUGCAUUACCUUGGCGUUGAUCACUGCAAUCAUGGAGUAUUUGAUCUGCAGCUUAAGUCUAGAUGUGAUAUGGCUAGCAUAUAUGAAAAAUACGAUGGUUUUCAAAACUUGAAAGAGC